This is a messenger RNA of Cydia fagiglandana, 1357 nucleotides long. RefSeq lists its product as uncharacterized. The record is from RefSeq and is a predicted model, not a curated record. Lineage: Eukaryota; Metazoa; Arthropoda; Insecta; Lepidoptera; Tortricidae. The transcript is spliced from 2 exons. The coding region runs from base 186 to 1277 and encodes 363 amino acids.
CUCAGCCAAACCCUAUUCUAAAAUUGGAUACAAUUCUUUGGCAACUAAUAUCAUUUUAAUUUCAGUUGUUCAAAUCUUGUCCCGGCGUUAUAUCGCUGCAUCCAUCCUGCUCCCUGUCACCUUUAACUUCAAAGAAACCCGCCCCGUCCCGUCCUUAAAAUACCGAAUAUAGUGAGUGAGUGAAUAUGGGGCUAGUGUUGUCCGCCAUCAUUUCGUAUGCCGGCGUCCUCGAGGCCAUCGAGUGCCUGCGACACAUCCUGGCCGGUGUGCUGCCCGACACAGACCCCGACUUCCAGGACCUCGUGGUAUACUACUCCGGCCUGCUCCACAAAGCGGCCAAAACAGCUAACAGCAGCGACUGGACGACGCGAUGCGGACAGGGCUACCUCUGCCUCACACAAGAUGAUAACGGAAAAUUAACCCGAGCCGCCGUCAAGUACUACGACGGACAGCCCGAUUCCACAGCCAUACUUUUCUCAACGAAAAUCUCUAGCUUCGGCCAGGAGUCGGUCGAAAGCAACAGCUCCCACGCCAACGGCGACUACAGGACUGAAAGGUAUACACCGACGCGAACGAAAACUAUCAUUACUAACGCGUCAGAGUCUUUCAGUGUGGGAAACAGAAACAGAUCACCAGCGUCUUGUGAAAAUAUUUCAGAUCCAAAUCAUUUUUUGGGAAAUUCUUCCGGGCGUGACGAACGCUCCACAGAGAGAUCAGAGGCCAAAGAGAAACUCACUUGGCAUUACCGCCCUAAGAGCCCCACCCCACAAAACCUGCCCGAUAUACAAUUCCAUUCUUCAGUCGACGAGGAUAUCAGAAGCAACGAAGCCUACAGCGAAGAUUUUUUAAGAUCACUUGACGGAAUAAAGCUCCGACCGUUGCAACGAAGCGACCCGAGUGGCAGGCGUAGAAGUUUCAAAAAGCGUCACUCUUCGUCGUCGACCUCGUCGCGCGAGUCGCGUGCGUCGCGCGAGGAGGAACUAAAGAUGUUCACGUCACUCGAGGAAGCUGAGUUCGAACGCAUGACACUGGAGCGCGAGCAGGGCUCUCCUAAUCUAGGUUCUCAUUCCAGAAGUCGCUCGAGGGAGAACUCGAGGGAGGAUCGAUCUACCCAAGUAAACGCGGUAGACAGCGUGUUGGCCGAGGACGAGCCGCUGCUCAAGCCGAAGCUGAAAGACCUGCCCAAACUCGGCUCCUUCGAAGAAAAAGAGGAGAAAGAGACAGAGGUAAACGAGGAAGAGGCAGAGAUAGACGAUUUCUGGGGGUCCGGGGAUUAGAGGUCUAAAACGCCGCACGCUGUAACGAGCUUCGAUAAGCAUGACUGAAUUUCGAAAUUAAACUUUAUGAUUCCCCCUUG